AUGCAGAUUUUCGGUAAAAACGACAAUCAUGUCCCUCCGGAGGGAAGGGAUCUAAUCCGCAAGACACUUCAUGAGAAGGGGGUCUUGUUUAGCUUUUAUGAGGUGGCCUGGGCGCAGCAUGCUUUUAUCCGGGAUGAGCUCAGCAAGGGACGUUAUGACCCUGCUAUCACCAAGGUGUGCUUUGAGAUGUUGCUCGAGUUAUUCGGACGGACUCUCAAGCUGGAUUUGGGGGAGCAUGAUGGGAAGGAGUUGGAAAUUGAGGACGUUUGCUAG
Aspergillus uvarum CBS 121591 is the source of this 273-nucleotide messenger RNA. RefSeq names its product dienelactone hydrolase family protein. NCBI's taxonomy places the organism in Eukaryota, Fungi, Ascomycota, Eurotiomycetes, Eurotiales, Aspergillaceae. The coding region runs from base 1 to 273 and encodes 90 amino acids. The record is from RefSeq and is a predicted model, not a curated record. Gene Ontology annotation, molecular function: hydrolase activity. The transcript is spliced from 2 exons.